Calidris pugnax (ruff) is the source of this 831-nucleotide messenger RNA. RefSeq names its product Na+/K+ transporting ATPase interacting 4 (gene NKAIN4). The record is from RefSeq and is a predicted model, not a curated record. Gene Ontology annotation, biological process: regulation of sodium ion transport. The coding region runs from base 211 to 831 and encodes 206 amino acids. The transcript has 6 exons. NCBI's taxonomy places the organism in Eukaryota, Metazoa, Chordata, Aves, Charadriiformes, Scolopacidae.
CCUUCCCCGGUUCCCGGAGGGGCUCCGGCAGCCGCCGCGACCUCCCUCCCCUCCUUCCCCCUCCAUCCCUCCCGCUCCCGGCGGCGGAGAGCGGCGGCUGCGGGCCGGGGAGCGGAGCAGCCCCCCCGGGGGCGGCGGAGAAGCGGAGCUGCCCCUUGUGUCUGUGUCCGUCCAUCCGUCCGUCCGUCCCCCCCCCGCUGCUCGGGGACCAUGGGAUGCUGCACCGGGCGCUGCACCCUCAUCUUCCUCUGCACUUUGCAGCUGCUCGCUGCGUUAGAGAGGCAAGUGUUCGAUUUCCUGGGAUACCAGUGGGCCCCCAUCCUCGCCAACUUCCUCCACAUCAUCAUCGUUAUCCUCGGCCUGUUUGGCACGAUUCAAUAUCGGCCUCGCUACAUAGUGGUGUAUGCCAUCUGGACUGCAAUUUGGGUCACCUGGAACAUCUUCAUCAUCUGCUUUUAUUUAGAAGUGGGAGGGCUCUCAAAGGACAGUGAACUCUUGACGUUCAACAUCUCCCGGCACCAAUCAUGGUGGAGUGAAAAUGGUCCUGGCUGUGUAAGGAAGGAGGCUUCCAUGUCUGGCAUCAAAGGGCUGGACAGUCACUCCUACAUCUCUGUGAUAGGCUGUGCCCUGGAGUACCGGUACAUCGAGGUCAUGCACAGCUCCUUCCAGAUCCUGAUCGCGCUGGUGGGCUUUGUCUACGCCUGUUACGUUGUUAGUGUUUUUACAGAAGAAGAAGACAGCUUUGAUUUCAUUGGUGGAUUUGAUCCAUUUCCUCUCUACCAUGUCAAUGAAAAACCCACCAACCUUUUGUUCAAGCAGACAUACCUGUAA